AUGGAACCCGGUGAUCAACAUGAUUCUGCUAGAUUGUCAGCCACAAAUCCGUUCCGAAGAUCUCGUCAUGGGAGCACCUCCGGCGACUCAAUUAAGGGUAGGAUCAGGCGUGCAUCGCUUUCUCUGAAAGGCAUCGUUCUCCGUGAACGCCGAGGAUCAGAACCCGCUACCGACAGCAACAACAAUAACGAAUUGCGCCCUACCACCGCACAUUCCACCUGGCACAAGCUACGACAAGCCGCUAGCUUCCGACACUCGCGAACCUCAUAUGGUGGUCACGGUACCUUGGAGACCAUCUACUCCCCCCUACAAGCCGAAUUCCAUAGCCUUCCUGUGCCCGGCAAUGGUCUCGAGCCUCCCAUCAUCCCCUGGCACACGGGUGCUGCUGCCAAAGCUGCUGCCGUCUUGCAGAACGAAUCGCUAAGCCAUGCACGCCACUAUCAUGAAUUGGUAUCUCUUGCCGAAUCCCAGAAUGAUCGCGAGAGUGGAAUUGGAAUCACAUUUACCAUGUCCACAUCUCAUGUCAACGAAUCUGUGGAAGAGGGUGCGCCUAUAAUCAGAAAAGAUUUUGUAGUCGAACUGCCUUGCGAGCUUGCUGUGCAGAUUCUCUCUUACUUGGAUGCCACUCAGCUAGCGACGGCAAGUAGAGUAUCUAAAUUUUGGCAUAGCAUUAUUCAGGAUCAACAUAUCUGGCGUCUGUCUUUCCUCAGGGAAAAGACGAGCACCUAUGCUACCAGCCAGCCUAUCCAGCCUGGAACUGGUUCUGGUGUGCCUUCCAUUCGUCCCGGAAAUGAUUGGCAAAAGAUCUACAAGGCGCGACAGGAGCUGGACAAGAGAUGGAAGUUGGGGAAACAGGCUCGCGCAAUCUUCCUUUAUGGGCACACGGACAGUGUUUAUUGCCAACAAUUCGAUGAGAACAAGAUUAUCACUGGUUCUCGAGACAAGACUAUUCGAAUUUGGGAUAUGCAUACUCUGCAGUGUCGUCUCAUCAUUGGACCGCCCCGAGCUGUCAAUGAUACUUCGAUUCUAUUCGACGAAAAUGGCCAUCCUACGCACUACGCCUUAUGUCCCGAUAACCAACAAAUAAAUGCGUCAGUGCCUGUCACAGUCUCAUUUCCGAUCCACCAUAGCGCAUCUAUUCUCUGCCUCCAAUACGAUGACGAUAUUUUGGUGACCGGCUCUUCGGAUUCCACCUGCAUCAUAUACAACGUACGCGCUGGCUACCGACCCGUUCGACGCCUUCAGUUUCACACCGCCGCUGUUCUCGAUUUGGCAUUCGACGACAAGCAUAUUGUGACAUGCUCCAAGGACUGCAGUAUUUGCGUGUGGGAUCGCGCCACGGGUGCCUUAAUCAAGCAGCUGAAUGGCCAUACCGGACCAGUGAAUGCGGUACAACUACGCGGAAAUACCCUUGUGUCCUGCUCUGGAGAUUUUACCGUGAAGCUUUGGAAUAUCGAUAGCGGUAGAGUGAUCCGCGAACUUGCGGGACACACCAAAGGUCUUGCCUGCAGCCAAUUCUCAGAAGAUGGCCGAUACGUUGCCUCCGCCGGAAGCGACAAGGUCAUUCGCAUCUGGGAUGCCAACACGGGCGAAUGCCUCCGAGAGAUACAGGCACAUGAGAGCCUAGUUCGCAGUUUGCACAUUGACAGCGCCAGUGGCCGACUUGUUAGCGGUAGUUAUGACACAGAUAUCAAAGUUUUUGAUAUGGAGACUGGUCAACAACACCUCGACUUCCCCGGUUGGCAUGCUAGUUGGGUACUUAGCGCUAAGUGCGACUACAGGAGGAUCGUCAGUACUGGACAGGAUGCGAAGAUCCUUAUUAUGGACUUUGGUGCUGAUGUUCCAGAUAUCAGGAUGCUCGAGAGCGCUCGUAAGCCUGAAGUUGGAUGUGAAAUCCGCAACGCCGGGUACGCCAGUUUCAUAUGA
This is a messenger RNA of Annulohypoxylon maeteangense, 1926 nucleotides long. RefSeq names its product WD40 repeat-like protein. The record is from RefSeq and is a predicted model, not a curated record. Gene Ontology annotation, molecular function: ubiquitin-like ligase-substrate adaptor activity; protein binding. NCBI's taxonomy places the organism in Eukaryota, Fungi, Ascomycota, Sordariomycetes, Xylariales, Hypoxylaceae. Gene Ontology annotation, biological process: regulation of proteasomal protein catabolic process; protein polyubiquitination; proteolysis. Bases 1 to 1926 code for a protein of 641 amino acids. The transcript has 2 exons. Gene Ontology annotation, cellular component: nucleus; SCF ubiquitin ligase complex; cytoplasm.